Messenger RNA from Papilio xuthus (Asian swallowtail), 759 nucleotides. Its product is annotated as thiosulfate sulfurtransferase/rhodanese-like domain-containing protein 3. Lineage: Eukaryota; Metazoa; Arthropoda; Insecta; Lepidoptera; Papilionidae. Gene Ontology annotation, molecular function: thiosulfate-cyanide sulfurtransferase activity. Gene Ontology annotation, cellular component: mitochondrion. The transcript is spliced from 4 exons. Bases 137 to 676 code for a protein of 179 amino acids. The record is from RefSeq and is a predicted model, not a curated record.
GCUUUUUAAAUGUAAAUCAGUCGUGGCAUGUUUACUUGUUUUAUUGUUUAAAUUGUGUUUUUUUGUUUGUGUUGUGUGUAAAGGGUGGAAUACAUGAAAUUGUGUGAUUUAGAGUAAUUGAUUGGUGGUUUGAACUAUGGCAGCUUUAAUAGCUUCCGUCAAAUAUGCUGCGAAAACUCUAACAUCGUGGGGGGCUGGAAAAUGUACUUAUAUUUGUAUUUAUAUAUUUAUUUGUGGUGUAUUACAGCCUUGUAACACAUUAGCCUUACAAUAUACACAGCAAUCAAAAGAAUACAGCAAUAAGAAAGAAAUUGUUAGCACAAUGGUGGAUCCCAAGAGAGUGGUGAGUUACGAAGACAUGCUGAAGGUGAUCCAACAACCAGAAAAGGUUAUCAUUGAUGUAAGAAAUAUAGAUGAAAUAAAGGCAACUGGAAAGAUACCUUCAAGCAUAAAUAUUCCAUUGGGUGAAGUACAAAAUGUUUUAACAUCAAUGUCUGAUGAUGAAUUCAAAAAGAAUUUCCAACGGAGCAAGCCAACAUCAUCUGAUGAGUUGAUCUUCUACUGUCAGUCAGGGAGACGCUCCUCUGAAGCACUUGAUAAAGCUUUGAAACUUGGAUAUUCCAAUUCAAAAACAUACCUGGGUAGCUGGAAUGACUGGUCUAGUAGACAGCAAUAAUCAUAUUUUUUUUUGUGACUUACAAAGCAUAAUAUGACAUAAUAAGAAUAAACAUGGUGCUGGUGUUAUUUAUGAAUACAUAU